Seminavis robusta is the source of this 651-nucleotide messenger RNA. NCBI's taxonomy places the organism in Eukaryota, Bacillariophyta, Bacillariophyceae, Naviculales, Naviculaceae. The record is from the annotation of a GenBank genome assembly.
CAGGAUGUCGUGGAAGAACCCCGUCGCAACUCGGACAAUAAAGGCACUUUUCUCGGAACCACACCCUGCCACUCAGGCAGUCCAACCGGCGCCACAACCAGCUUGCCCGCUCAAAGUCCAUUCGGGGCAGCUCAUGUCAUUCCACGGGAAAAGCGGACCGCAUGGGACUCGUAUUUCCAGGCUCUUCGCACGAACAUCGCCGCCGACCUGGUGGACGCCGACCUGCGAACUUGGAUUCGCGAGCAACAGGUCAACUACCAUAGUCUCACCGAGUACCGUCGCGAACGAUUGAAAGAGAUUGGAUUGGGUUCCUCCGAUCACGAGGACAAGUUGCAACGGAAACGAACCAAAGGAAUGAAUCAGCGGACUCUCUACUGGGACGACAUGUGGGAAGACUUGAAGGCGUGUCGUGAUCACCAUGGUAACGAUUGGUUGUCGACUGUUCCGGAAGAACUCGGCAAGUGGUUGCGACGACAGCGACUCUUGUUGGACUCGGAUCAACUGUCGGAUGCCCGGCAAGCCAAGUUGGCGUCCAUUGGCAUUGUUCCAAUAUACGAGGAGGGCGUGUCGGCGUUGGCAACCAAGAAGUCUCAUGAUCCUCUCACAAUGACUGCGCCCCACCAGGGUAUCCGUCGAGUGAGCUUGUACUGA